Molecule: messenger RNA, 1084 nt
Organism: Thrips palmi
Lineage: Eukaryota; Metazoa; Arthropoda; Insecta; Thysanoptera; Thripidae
Gene: gdl
Product: gonadal protein gdl
Exons: 4
Coding region: 121-690 (189 amino acids)
Source: RefSeq, a predicted model, not a curated record
GACCCCACAGUCGGCCACGUUAUCGGCAGAGACAUGUCACCUUAAAUCUAGACCAAAACAUCAAAACAUUACGAAAGUUGGUUAUGUUCUACACCUGAAAGUAUGUCAACUUUGUGAAAAAUGGUCGUUGCUCUUUCAAACAAAAUGGAAAUCUCCGAAGAAGUGACAGCAGAAGCUCCUUUGGUGUCAGACGAAGAUGGAGUCAAAUACGCCUUCUUUUUGGAAAAGCUAAACACUAUGCUUUCAGAGAUUCCCAAGAAGUAUCAGAAAAAAAUUUCUCCAGAGCUUUGCUCUAACUUGGCACAAUGUUUAACAAACAGUAUCAACUUUGAAAUAGUCAAAGGUUUGAUGGAUAUUCAGCAUGUAACUGAGAAAUACCUCAUUCAUUUGAGACUAAAAGUUACAAAUAAACAGCAAGCGGAAACCACAAAGGCAUUAGAAGGAGCAUCCAUUUAUGAACAUGACACUAUCCGUGCUGCGAUGGCUGCCAAACACAGGAAACAGCUUGUUGACGUUGACAUGAAAUUAGUGAAACAACUUGAUACAAAGGUUGCUGAACAGCAAGAAACUCUUCAGCAGGCUGGUUUUCCAGGCUUUUUUGUUACCAUGAAUAGUUCUGAGAUUAAAGUUCAAAUGUUCUUACUAGAUUUCAUUUUAAGAUUAAGUAAGAUGAAUGUACCUGGUUCCUGAUCUCUCUCCAAAAUGUAUAUAUGUAUAUGAUUUAUUAAUUAUGUCUGUCUGUACGACUGAAUCAAUUCACAACAGCCAUUCCAUUGUGUUUAUAUAAAGACAUCAAUUAAUUUAAGCCUGUCUGAAAGUUGUUUCCCUCUAUCAGUGUUUUAGCACGUAUAAUUGAGAAUGGUUGUUUUGUUUGUUUUUUAAUUGUUUUAAACAAUUUGUUUUCCUUUUUUUUUUCAAAUUAUCUGUGAUCCCACCAGUAGAAAAAUACUUGGACUGUCAUCAUUUUUAUUUUAAAAUCAAUUGCAAUUACACAUGUCUCUUCUUUCUUGUUUUGUAUAUUUGUACAUUGUUUUGUCAUCAAGAGUUAAAUAAAAUUAUUUGUUUAAAAAAAUAUUGUAAUGUC